Molecule: messenger RNA, 3945 nt
Organism: Cryptococcus amylolentus CBS 6039
Lineage: Eukaryota; Fungi; Basidiomycota; Tremellomycetes; Tremellales; Cryptococcaceae
Exons: 9
Coding region: 1672-3531 (619 amino acids)
Molecular function (GO): DNA binding
Source: RefSeq, a predicted model, not a curated record
CUCACCUUCUUGUUACUACUCUGUAUACGACUCCCAGACGUUACGUCUACCCCCGCGACACACCCCUGCAAAUAAGUCGCCCGGCAGUCACCAAGGAGAGUCACCUUUUUUCGUCGUCAUCGAAGGGAAUCUGCCUCCACCUCGGCUUUCACUUCACCCUUCUUAUCCUCGCCGGUCCGAUUGACGCCUUCAUCUCCCAUCUCUUGUCCAUUUCGACCACUUCCUCGACAUCCCCAACCACACCUCUUCUCGACCAAGACGACAACGUCCCCAAGCGAGAGGAAGAGCUUAGAUAAGAAGACUAGGAGGUUUAGUCUUUCCAACUCCUGCAUUGUACCAGACGCGUCAGAACGCUGCUGGGAAAAUGGGCGGCUUAUAUGGUUCCUGCGCGGCAUAACAGGCCCCAUACGUCUUGACGCCACGACAUCUAUACACCACUCACUCCUUGUUUGUGUAAAUCCCGCCGCUCUAGUCUAGACUGGGCGCGAGCAUCAAUCAUCGGUCAUCCGAGAGAACUUGCAUCAAACUCGAUAUCCCUGAACGCUUCUCCCUCUCUAGUGAUCUGCGCCCUCAUCCCAUCGUCACCAGCCGCCCCCAGCGCCCACCUACCCCCUGCCUCACCUCAUCCAGCCCGUCUUUUUAUUCUCUCCAUCUCGAUUGUACCCCGUCUUCCGCAGAUCUACGUCCGCUUUGAUCACUUUCUAUCCAUUUGCACUACGGAACCGGUUCCAGGGAAAAGAACGCGGCGAAGCCGUCAUAGAACAAAGGCGAACAAGAGAUACAUACAUCCAUCUUUCAGCCAUAUCCCCUCCUAUUGGACCCUCCUGUCACCGACGCUCGAUCACUUUCUCAGCCGUCAAGGAACACCCCUAUAACGUGAGUUCGGCACUUAUCUGUACUAUCUCGGUCUCCUAGUCUUGCGCCACCAUAUUUCAUCUCGUUCCUUCCAAAUGUCUUCUAUAGAUAGCGCUUCUACUUGAUCUAGAAUCGUGCUCCUUAUUCUCUUGUUUCCCUUUCCUGUCUCUGUCUGGGGGUGACUGCCGGCUACCGGGGUGUGUAAUCGAGAUGAUGCGGGGGUGGCUGAGCCAACGUCUGCUCUAGACCGGGAGAGCCGCGAGCGCGACGAAAGUGGUGAUGAGGUGUUGUCCUUGGCCCUGUGUCGGGGGUGUAGCCUAUACGUAUCCGCAAAGGGGUGGGGCGACGGCCUGCCAGGGUAUUCACUGGAAUCAUGGCCUGGCUGGUUUUGCAAAAAAGCUGAAAGGGACGGAAAAGCCUGAAGCUUAUGAGGCUUUUUUACGGUGGUGACCCUGAUUCCGGGCUCGGCAAUGGCGUUGCCCCCGUCACCUUCGCUUGUUAAGGGGCUGGAUAUUUGCGCAGGGCAAAGAAGGGCAAGGGACGGAUUUUAUCGCAACUUUAUUUCCCACCGAGGGCGUCUGCGCGUUCCUCCUUGCUUGUCAUCCCCUUCUUAUAUCACCCUCCUGCCUUCCCGACUUCUAUGUCUUGCCCCCUGUACAUACACGCCUUGCCCCCCGCGCCCUAUAGCCUCCUCUUCUCCCCCCAAUUCGCCCAACUGACCAGCCCGCCCGCGAAUAGUCCCCGCAUCUAGCCCCCUUUUGCCUUUUUGUGUUUACAAACCUCCACCCUCCACCACCUCUCGCCUUCCCACCCACCAUGCCCUCGCCACCAAUGUCCUCCCCCCCGAGCCCGCCAUGCAACCUCGACCCGCCCUUCCGAGGCUACAUCGAAUCCACCUUCGACGCCCUGCUCGUAUUCGAAGCCGCCCGCCGCGGGAUGAUUCCCCGCGUGACCAGGCGCUUGAUAGAGCGCGAGCGGGGGAUGGUGCAGAGCGGAGCGGUCUUUGUAUUUGACGAGCAUGAGAGUGGGAUCAAACGGUGGACGGAUGGGCUUGUCUGGAGCCCGAGUAGGAUCUUGGGCAACUUUUUGGUGUAUAGAGAAACGGACAAAAGAUUGUCCUCCAAAGCAUCCAACUCGCCCACCCAGACUUCGCCUCCGUCCAACUCCAACACCCUCGUCCGGCCUACAUCGUCAUCUGCCACCCCGCACAAAUUUGAAGCCCAGGCUGUCCUCCCGCACAUCAACACUUCCAUCGCCGAAGCCAACGGGGAACCAUCGCCCCUCGGCCAAGGUGCCCUCGCCCGCCCGAGAAGCUCGAGUGAAGGUGGUGGGAAUAUGGAUAGGCAGAAGGAGAGGCAGCUCGUCGGGAGCUUGACGAAUAGCUACAAGUUCAAAGAGGGUGGUCUGGUCAAGAAGACCAUGUCGGUAUCUGUCAAUGGGUUCGCCCAGCAUGUGGUGUCCUACUAUGCGAUCGACGAUGUCAUCAACGGCAAGCUCAGAACACCGUCGUCUAUUCCAGAGCUGGCGUCGCUCGAGAUCAGUGCCGAGUACUUGCAGAAGCAAAAUUUCAGGUUCCCGCCGCAGGUCGAAGUCGGGCAGGACGGUAUCCCUCGCUACAGAGGCGAACCCGAGGAACCUACUUCGCCCCAUACCCCCGCCACCAAUUACUCUUUCCCGGCUUACCAACAACAACCUCCUGCCGCCGGUGCGGACUACUACGACCCCGUCAACGCCUAUCUCCCCCAGCAUCAACAGCUCCACCGCAUGUCCUCUCCCCGCUCCCGCCCUAUCAACGUACCCAUGCUCGUACCCCUUCCCUCCCCCGCGCACUCGGUGCAGGGCUCGUCCUACAUGGGCCCCUCUUCUGCCGGUUCGGGCACGUUCUACAGUGAGAGUCCGGUCAAUGGGAUGGGCUACGCCCCGCCUCUUGUCAGGCAGAACAGUGGGAGCAGCGUGACAAGUACGGGGAGUGCGAUCAGGCCUGGGAGCGGGGCGAGUCGACGGUAUACGCCGUAUGGGCCUGGGAACAGGAAUUCCAGUGGGUCUUCGGUGGGGUACCAAGUGCACGCGCGCCGCACGUCUGACGGCAGCCAAAACUCGCCGUACUCUCCCGACGCCUCAUACGAUAUCAAACCCACCCCUAGCCCAUACUAUCACACGCCCAACACUGCACCGAGCACCUUUUCGUCCUUCUACCCCCCACCAGAGGGACAUCAUAUGGAACAGAUGGCGUCGCCCACGUAUUCGGGUUAUGCGCCUUGGCAGAUCCACGCUAGCCAGCAAGGAGGGCAGGGACAGACGUCGAGACUGAUACCGACAAGGCAAGAGUACGCUGCGCCCCCGCCUCUGGGGCCGCCUCCUCCCGGACACGGGCAUCACCUCAACCCACCUUCUUCAUCCGGUUCAGGCGGUUCGGGCUCGUCCGAUGCGCCCCCCGCCCUUCCGCCUCUGCACCACCACCCGCACCAUGCGCCGCCUCAUCAUCAUCCGCACGGCAGCAGCGGGGGAGGGCAAGAGUUGCAGAGGGAGUGGUCUCAUCAGAGUCAGGGGAAUGUGCCGCAUGCGCCUGGGUGGGAAGGGAUGGGUGUUGGGGCUGGGACGCCUAGUCCAGAGUAUGGGGUGCCGAUACAUCAGCAGCAUGAGGAGUGGAGGCAGGGCGCCGGGACCAUGGCGUAGGUGUAGGGCUGUACGUGUCGAGGUUUUUUUGGUGUUUGCUCUUGUUGUAUCAACUGUGUGGCCGUCUAUUUCUCUGCUGUCUUUCUACCCCUCUGUGCAUAACACUUCAUCGAUUCCUUCUUUUAUCUUUUGGGUUUUCAACAAACAAAAUGUGGUAUAACAGCAGCUCGGGCAUUGUUCCAUCGCUCUUUCCUGUUCUUUUCCUCGUGAUAGCUAUCGAAAGUGUCUCUCGUCCGUAUUCCCCUUUCUCUCAACUAUCUUCUCUCUCCUUUUAUAUCUCGUUUUGAGAAUCCUGUGUAGCCUAGCCAUAUCACUUUCCCCCUCUUUUUCUCUUAUCAUAUCGUCGUCGGGGUCAUUCAUCUCUAUCUUUCCAUAUUGCAGAAGGGAAUUCUGCGUAUGCAACUUGUCAUUCUG